CCCAUCGGAAGACACCAAUAAUUGCAGCGGAAACCUCGUUUAUUUCUAAUAUGAUGUAUUUCUCUUCGCACAGGCCUCUUUUAUUAAGGUGAUUUCCGCUCUUGACGUGAGAAGAAUGGCCGAGGGGCGAUUGGAAGCGUUUGUUCAUGCAAAUGAGAGGGCAAGCCCGAGCGUGAACCAGACUCAAACGCCCCAGUCGAAAAUGGACUUCAUGUGGGAGACACCGGCAAACGGUAGCGCGAUGGAGCUAGACCUCUUCCCCUCCGCAUUGGAGUCCACGGUGUUACCCAUACUCUACUGCUUCCUGUGCGCAUUCGGACUUUCAGGGAAUGUGCUCGUCAUAUACGUGGUGUCCAAUUUCUCCAAGAUGAGAACAGUUGCCAACGUGUACUUGCUGAACCUCGCCGUUGCAGACGUCCUGUUCCUCUUGGUCUUACCCUUCUUGGCAACGGACGUUAUUCUCAUGGCGUGGCCUUUCGGGGACUUCAUGUGCCGAAGCGUCGUCCUGGCCACGAAUAUCAACGGAUUCGCCAGCUUCUUCUCCCUGGCGGUUCUCAGCGUCGACCGGUACUACGCGACGGUCCAGCCGCUGCAGUCGCUUCAACACCGCACCGUCAGCAAGGCCCGCUGGGUGUCUGUUGGAGUGUGGACUGUAGCCCUGGUCCUGGUGUGCCCCUUCAUCGUGUUCGCGAGGACGGCGAAGGAUACGAGUGGCGCUGAACACUGCAUCGUCGACUGGCCCGGCACGAUUGACGACCCCACCUUCGGUAGCCAAUUAGCCGUCACUUACUCCUUCGUGCUGGGGUUUGCCGUCCCGCUUCUCUUCAUCGCCGUGUGCUACACGCUCAUCAUCUUCCGCCUGCGGGCCAAGGGCCCGAUCCCCCCGAACGGAGUGGCGGCGCGCUCCCGUAACAAGAUCACGGUGAUGGUGUGCGCGGUGGUGCUGGCCUUCACCAUCUGCUGGUUGCCGUACCACAUCUUCAACAUCGUCCGGAUCAGCAUCGGCAUGGACGUGUCUCUGUCCGUCAGACAGACCGCUCUGGUCGUCAACCUGCUGGCCUUCUGCAACAGCGCCAUCAACCCACUCAUCUACCACUGUCUCGGCGAGAACUUCAGAAAGGGAUUUCGUAGAGUCUGCCUGCCCUACUCUAGUAACGCCUCUCGGAAAUCUACCAGAAGGACGGCUCAGACAUCCCUAUCAUCGAUACCUCGGCAACAGGUCGGCGAUACAGAGCUGAACAGCCUCGCCUUCUCCCUGUUCCGAAGACCGAUGGCCAAGAUGACGUUCCCCGGUAAACCACCCGGUGGGGACAACAAGACCUCAAGCCGCCCGUCCAGAGUCCGUAGGCGGGGAGGCGUGAGGUGGAGCCCGCAAAUGGAGCCGACUACAACCGAAAGCAGCAAGGACAAUCCUCAAAGUGAACAGGCUAGUCUAAAAAUCACCCAAGGCAUCGAAGUCGACGAACCUUCGGCGCCCAGUUCGACAGCAUCGCCGAGAAGAAGUAGAGACAGCGACGGGAGACAGGAAGAAAUAACCGCCUACAACACGACAACAACACGGAGCACAGACUACCAACAUCACGACCACAGCGACCGAGGUUCGAGACGGUCUCACACCAGAAAGACGUGCCCAAGACUCUCUUUAUGUUUUCCACGAAAGACUCGUAGAUUUCAUGUCGCUUCUUGGAAGCAUACUCCCGACAAAACUGCAGGAGAAUCCCUUGCGAAGCUGACAAAAUUCAGAGUGGUAAACUAUAGAGAGCAGUGGGUUUGAAAUUAAUGUCACAUCUCAAGUGAAAGCUUAUAGCUGGCUAUGAUCAUUAAUCACAAGUAAUAACAUAUAUACCUGCUAGCACUUUAG
This is a messenger RNA of Branchiostoma floridae (Florida lancelet), 1861 nucleotides long. Its product is annotated as somatostatin receptor type 2-like. Lineage: Eukaryota; Metazoa; Chordata; Leptocardii; Amphioxiformes; Branchiostomatidae. Gene Ontology annotation, molecular function: neuropeptide receptor activity; neuropeptide binding. Gene Ontology annotation, cellular component: neuron projection; membrane. Bases 116 to 1774 code for a protein of 552 amino acids. The transcript is spliced from 3 exons. Gene Ontology annotation, biological process: neuropeptide signaling pathway. The record is from RefSeq and is a predicted model, not a curated record.